Molecule: messenger RNA, 2245 nt
Organism: Oldenlandia corymbosa var. corymbosa
Lineage: Eukaryota; Viridiplantae; Streptophyta; Magnoliopsida; Gentianales; Rubiaceae
Source: the annotation of a GenBank genome assembly
AUGGGAAGUAAACGUCUUUGGGCUGCUUUGUUUCUAUCAGCAAUUGUAUGCUCCCUGUUUCCUCUUCCCUCUGAAGCCUUGCUUAGAAUUGGGUUGAAAAAAAGGUCGUUGGAUGCUCCUAGCGUAAGAGCUGCCAUAUCAGCUAGAUCAGGUAGCUCGUGUGGUAGUGGUAGAAAACAUUUGGGACAGAAUCUGGAUGAUUCCACUGAUGUACUACCUUUAAAGAACUACCUAGAUGCCCAAUACUAUGGAGAAAUUGGUAUUGGUUCACCACCCCAGAAAUUUACGGUCAUAUUUGAUACCGGGAGUUCUAAUCUCUGGGUUCCAUCAUCCAAAUGCUACUUUUCUAUUGCCUGCUGGCUCCACCAUAAGUACAAGGCCAGCGCCUCGAGUACCUACACGAAGAUAGGGAAGUCCUGUUCGAUACGGUAUGGGUCUGGAUCAAUUGCUGGCUUCUCCAGUCAAGAUAAUGUUAAAGUUGGUGAUGUCGUAGUUAAAGAUCAAGUUUUUAUUGAAGCUUCACGAGAAGGAAGUCUUUCAUUUGUAAUUGCUAAGUUUGAUGGGCUCCUUGGCCUUGGAUUCCAGGAAAUUUCUGUGGAUAAUAUGGUGCCAGUUUGGUAUAACAUGGUGAAUCAAAAUCUUGUGGAUGAGGAAGUUUUUUCUUUCUGGCUUAAUCGUGAUCAAGAUGCUGAAGAAGGCGGUGAGUUAGUCUUUGGGGGUGUUGACCCAAAGCACUUUGUUGGACAACAUACUUAUGUUCCCGUAACAAAGAAAGGAUACUGGCAGUUUCAAAUGGGAGAUGUUUUGCUCGGAGGCGUCUCAACAGGUGCUUGUGAAGGAGGUUGUGCUGCUAUUGUGGACUCCGGAACAUCCUUGCUUGCUGGUCCAACAACUGUUAUCACGCAAAUCAAUCAUGCCAUUGGGGGUGAGGGAGUAGUAAGCCAGGAAUGUAAGGAUAUAGUUACAGAAUACGGAGACAUGAUAUGGGAUCUUCUUGUAUCAGGAGUACUUCCUGACAAGGUCUGUGCGCAAGUGGGUUUAUGUACUCCUCCUGUGGCUCAGUCUGACAGUUAUAUAAAGUCAGUGGUUGAUAGAGAGGGUAAAGAUGGAGGAUCUGUUGGUGAGAACCCUAUGUGUGCUGCUUGCGAAAUGGCUGUUGUUUGGAUUCAAAACCAGUUGAAACAGAGGUCAACCAAGGAGAAAGUCUUUGAAUAUGUUAAUCAGCUUUGUGAAAGCAUCCCAAGUCCUGCAGGAGAAUCAGUGAUCGACUGUGACAACCUAUCGAGCUUGCCAAACGUCUCAUUCACCAUUGGGAAUAAAGCUUUUGAGCUAACACCUGAACAGUAUGUUCUUAAAACUGGAACGGGCAUCACUACUGUUUGCAUCAGCGGAUUCAUGGCUUUUGAUUUACCUCGUGGUCCUCUCUGGAUUCUUGGAGAUGUAUUCAUGGGGGUGUACCACACCGUGUUCGAUUAUGGCAAUCUCCAGCUCGGAUUUGCAAAAGCUGCCUAGGAUGAUCGUCGUAAUUCUGUAGUGAUCAAUGUAUUAUAGCUUUCUCAAGUGAGGAAAUUGCUGCUUGGUUGUUUUCUGUCACUAAGCUGAAAGUGUCUCAUACCUAAAAGUAAAAUAUAAUGUGAUGAUCUUAAAACUUAUUUGUAAUGUUUAUUCUCAAAUUUUCAGAUGUAGAUUAGAUAUGUAUGUACGCUGGUAUAAUAUAUUGCCCUUGUUUAUAUUUUUGGCACAUUCACAGCGUUUUGUUCACUUUUUCAUAUGUAUCACUUGAAAAUGGAAUAUGUAAUUUCAUGAUUCUAAUUAGGCUCACAAGUUUUGAUUAAAUUUUUGUCCCAUAAGAUUUUGGAUGAGUAGGAAAAUGAUCCGAUCAGAAAAAAGAACAUUAAUGGUGUAUGGAUGAGUUGAUUUGGAAAAUUAGACAGUUUCUUCACAGAGAGUGGCAAGUUUUUCUAUAGCAUAUCGAUUUUAGAGCAAACUCUCAGUGGUUUCGUUGAGACGUAGUGGUGUCGGACUUCUAGUUAUUCUAUUUCGGAUAUUAAGUCGUUAUAUCAUAAUAUUCUUAUUUUGCUUCGGUUGCCGAGUCGUUAUGACAUGAUAUAACACGUCUUAAUAUUCUAUUCCCUCCUGUUCUUAUUAUAGGUAUUUUGAUUUUGUCUUAUGAUCUUUUUAAUUGGAAAAAAACCUUAAAUAUAUAUUUUUACAUUCGUUGUGUUCUCUUAGUUAUUAAGAAAUA